Ixodes scapularis (black-legged tick) is the source of this 534-nucleotide messenger RNA. RefSeq lists its product as uncharacterized. The transcript is spliced from 2 exons. Lineage: Eukaryota; Metazoa; Arthropoda; Arachnida; Ixodida; Ixodidae. The coding region runs from base 1 to 534 and encodes 177 amino acids. The record is from RefSeq and is a predicted model, not a curated record.
AUGGCGAAAUGUGGAGGCAGCGCAACGAAAUUGAAGACGACGCUGUUGAACUCCAUGGACCACUUUUGUGGGCGAAACUGCGUGGACGACUCUCCCUGCAAGACAACAGGACAGGUUCCCAGCGCGCUGGUGAUGAAGGAUCCUGUUACGGAGAAGCUUUUGUCCUCUUUCUUGAGGUCGACGACAAUUCUGAAGAAUGCCGAAGACUACAUUCAAGCAAAGGACACAUACUAUGUUGAAUCAUUCAACAACGCCAUGCUAAUAUACUUGGACAAAAGGAUUCCCUACUUUGAUAACUCGUACAACCUAAGAGAAAGUCUGGCAGUUCUGGACUGGAACGAGCAUGUGGGACGACAAUCCCACAUCGUCGAGGAGUCCUGUCACCCUGAUCGCCAGGGUGGCAAGAAAAAAUACUCCAUGAAGACGUACAGUUUCAUUCAGGAGAUCCGCUGUCUGAUUCUGGAAACUGCAGCCUUGGACAAAACCAAGAUCAGUCAAACGACGGACGAGCCCAUCCGCGAAAAUGGCUCCUGA